UCUGCAAGUGUGUUAAACAUGCAUGUUUUUGAUGUUUGUGUUGUGUGUGUUUGUGCAGUGGUCAGGUGGAGUCCGCCGGUGAGUUUGUGCACGAGUGUGUUUCUCAGACGGCAGUCGACGGCCGCAGCAGCAGCGUUCGCCAGCUCCGCCGCUCCAGAGACUCAGGAGAACAGAAAACCCAAAACAGGGAUUCUGAUGCUGAACAUGGGCGGCCCGGAGAAACUGGAAGACGUGCAUGAUUUCCUCUUACGGCUCUUCAUGGACACGGACCUCAUGCAGCUUCCUGUGCAGAAUAAACUCGGCCCUUUCAUUGCUAAAAGACGAACCCCAAAGAUCCAAGAGCAGUACAGUAAGAUCGGAGGAGGAUCUCCAAUCAAAGCCUGGACCACCAUGCAGGGAGAAGGCAUGGUCAAACUGCUGGACGAGAUGUGUCCCGAGACGGCUCCUCAUAAGUUUUACAUCGGGUUCCGAUACGUUCAUCCUCUGACGGAGGAGGCCAUCGAGCAGAUGGAGAAGGACGGAGUGGAGAGAGCCUUGGCCUUCACGCAGUACCCACAAUACAGCUGCUCCACCACAGGCAGCAGUCUGAACGCCAUCUACAGAUACUACAGCAGUCGCAGCGACAGGCCCAAGAUGCGCUGGAGUGUGAUUGACAGGUGGCCGACACACCCACUACUGAUCGAGUGUUUUGCUGAACAUGUUGUGAAUGAGCUGGAGAAGUUUCCUGCAGAGAAGAGAGACGACGUGGUGAUUCUGUUCUCGGCUCACUCGCUGCCGCUGUCUGUGGUGAACCGGGGCGAUCCGUACCCACAGGAAGUUGGCGCGACGGUUCAGAGGGUGAUGGACCGAUUAGGACACUGUAACCCGUACAGACUCGUCUGGCAGUCAAAGGUGGGGCCGAUGGCGUGGCUGGGGCCGCAGACUGAUGAGGUCAUCAAGGGCCUCUGUCAGCGCGGGAAGAAGAACCUGCUGCUGGUUCCCAUCGCUUUCACCAGCGACCACAUCGAGACACUGCACGAGCUCGACAUCGAGUACUCACAGAUCCUCGGGGAAGAGUGUGGCGUGGAGAACAUCAGACGAGCCGAAUCUCUGAACGGAAAUCCACUGUUCUUCAGGGCGCUGGCGGAUCUGGUUCAGUCCCAUCUGAAGUCCAACGAGCCGUGUUCCCGUCAGCUCACCCUCCGCUGUCCGCUCUGCGUCAACCCCACCUGCGCUCAGACCAAGGCCUUCUUCUCCAGCCAGAAACCCUGACCUCUGACCUCUGACCUCUCAGCAGCUGUGAACCCAACGGCAGCGCUGGACUCUAGGUUAGCUUAAGGGUAAAGCCGGUGCACGAGGGUGGUUUCAGACUGAGACGAGUCAUAAGUGCCGCCCUCAUUGAAAACAAAUGCGUUUUUACCCCGGCUUACAUUCCAACCUUAUACAUCCAAAACAUCCGCAUCCCCUUCGCCUUUUUAGUUUCCCUCUUGGUCUUUCCAUCCAGAUUUUUUCUUGCAUGUGAUUGAGAACGCUUGUGUCUUCCCUUAAAAAAACGAAAUGCAGUCCUAAAAAAAAUGCAAAAACAGUCAGCGUGGAACAAAUGACACAUUAAUCAAAUAAACAUGGUGCUAAAGUUGUGUGCACAUGCAUUUGUGCGUCAGAUCGGCUUAAAAGAAAUCGUUCAC
Messenger RNA from Sinocyclocheilus rhinocerous, 1664 nucleotides. It is a transcript of the gene fech, whose product is annotated as ferrochelatase. Bases 19 to 1251 code for a protein of 410 amino acids. The record is from RefSeq and is a predicted model, not a curated record. The transcript is spliced from 10 exons. Gene Ontology annotation, cellular component: mitochondrion. Gene Ontology annotation, biological process: heme biosynthetic process. NCBI's taxonomy places the organism in Eukaryota, Metazoa, Chordata, Actinopteri, Cypriniformes, Cyprinidae. Gene Ontology annotation, molecular function: protoporphyrin ferrochelatase activity.